This is a messenger RNA of Nymphaea colorata (pocket water lily), 2300 nucleotides long. Its product is annotated as pentatricopeptide repeat-containing protein At4g16470-like. The record is from RefSeq and is a predicted model, not a curated record. Gene Ontology annotation, biological process: RNA modification. The transcript has 5 exons. The coding region runs from base 582 to 1997 and encodes 471 amino acids. Gene Ontology annotation, molecular function: protein binding; RNA binding; thymidine kinase activity. Lineage: Eukaryota; Viridiplantae; Streptophyta; Magnoliopsida; Nymphaeales; Nymphaeaceae.
CCUCGUGUGUUGAGAGACCAUCCCAAAUGAUCCAGCCACAAUUUGUACCAUCUGACUGGUCGCUUACAUUUUAACUGCGUGCUAUUCUCCAGAGAUGAGCCAUCCUGGAUUAUGUUGCCAUUUCCAUCGGAAAUGAAGGCCAUCUUUUCUUUUGUCAUAACAUGAUCAAAAGUGAUCCAUGAAUGCUAUUCGAGGACCAUCGCCCAGAAAUGUUUGUCUUUCUUGGAACAAUUUCACUUUUACUGACAGCAUUACUAUCCAAUGAAUACUUGGCAGCAGAAGCUCUGGAUCAGUGCUUGACAUUGUACCUCUAGCGGACACUGUGACCAAGUUGAAGGCUCGCUGUGAGCUCUGUGGAAAGCAUGAUUCUUUCACCCUCAGGAAAAGCGCAGAGAUGCAGACUGAACUGAUUGGUGGGGCUGAUGUCUGCAGGCAGCAUUACAUUGGUAGGAGCAACUAGCAAGGGACGAACUGGUACGAUCCUGUUUUAGUGACGCCGAUGGGCAAGACCGCUGGUGGAGGCGGGAAGCCGUUGAAUAACGAGGCAGAGGAGGAUCCUGAACGAGGGUGUGAGAUCUUGGAUGGUCGUCCGUUUUGAGUUCCUCUGGUUUCUUUCAUCUUCCUCGGCGUUCGCCUUCCAUGGCCACCGUCACCAUCUUCUCCACUUCGCCCGUCGCUUCGCUGCCCAUUUCAAUUCAACCUCCGGUGCGACCAUCCACGGCCAUGGACCUCCCCACUUCAAAUCAUCGACGCUCGGUGGCGUCGGAAAGAAGCUCAAGGGUCUCUGCGUCUCCGGGAGAUUGGGAGAAGCGGUAAACAUCCUGUGCUCGGAAGGCUUGGUCGCCGAUGGGAGCCUCUAUGCUUCGUUGCUUCAGGAGUGCGUGGACUUGAAGGACUUCAGGUCUGGGAGACGCGUACAUGCUCAUAUGAUGGUAGUUGGAUUCACCCCCGAUGAGUAUUUGAGGACGAAGCUUCUGAUUCUGUACAGUAAAAGCGGGGACUUGUUCACCGCGCACCAAAUGUUCGACGGAAUGCCUGACCGGAAUUUGGUGGCGUGGAACUCUUUGAUUUCCGGGUAUGUUGAGAGCGGUCGACACGAAGAGGCUUUAGGACUUUAUGCUGGCAUGCGAUCGCAGGGUGUAGCUCCGGAUCAGUUCACAUUCGCUUCUGUGAUAAAGGCCUGUGCUGCGUUGGCGAAGUUGGAGCAGGGAAGGCGGGUUCAUGGCGGGCUGAUCAAGCGUGGGAUCAAGGGGAAUGUCGUGGUGGGCAGCGCCCUUGUGGACAUGUACUGCAAGUGCAGCAGCACUAGUGAUGCUCGGCGAGCUUUCGACGGCAGCCGUGUGAGGAACGUGGUCACUUGGACUGCUCUUAUUGCAGGUUAUGGGCAGCAUGGUCACGUUGCCGAAGUCUUGCAGCUGUUUCAUCAGAUGAUCAGUGAAGGCCUAAGGCCGAACCACGUUACGUUUUUGGCAGUUCUCUGUGCUUGUAGCCGUGCUGGGCUGAUUUCUGUCGUGACACAUGAUGGUACUAAAAUGUCUUGCUGGGCACUGCCAAACCUUUCAAUGUUUAGAACCAAGAUCGGUGCUGAGGCAUAUCACAAGCUGGAUGUGAUAGGCAUUGAUGAGGCACAAUUCUUUGAAGACUUGUACGAUUUCUGUCAGAUUGCUGCUGACCGUGAUGGGAAGACUGUGAUAGUUGCAGGUCUUGAUGGUGAUUAUCUAAGGAGAAGCUUUGGAUCAGUGCUUGACAUUGUACCUCUAGCAGACACUGUUACCAAGUUGAAGGCUCGCUGUGAGCUCUGUGGAAAACAUGCCUCUUUCACCCUCAGGAAAAGCGGAGAGAUGCAGACUGAACUGAUUGGUGGCGCUGAUGUUUACAUGCCUGUCUGCAGGCAGCAUUACGUGAAUGGCCAAGUUGUUAUUGAAGCAACUAGAACAAUAUUAGACUCUCAGCAGAUUUGCAGCUCUUACAUUGAAACUGCGCCUGUGCCUAGUUAGGAAGUCCGUAUCUCAAUUCCCUACUCUAAUAUAGUCUGUUCGUUUUCUCUGUUUUUUCUUUACCUCUUACCUCUUUUUAUUCCCCCUCAAAUCCUUCGGCAGUUGUUUUACCUCGGCUCUUGUCCGAACUGCUCGGUCAGGCCCUGCAUCUAAUCUAUAUGAUGAUGACUGCUGUAUAUCUAUUAAAGAUGGAACCUAGUAGCGUGCUUGUAACCAUUUUGUAUAUGUAACCAUGCCCACAUGUUAAGGGAUUUUAAGUUUCAAAUCUUGGAACAUUAUCAGACCAACCUCGAUCUUUGAUCU